GCGGAGGAGAGGCGUCGUUGAGGGCGCAGCAUCCACAGCUACAAAGAAUACGGCGACGAUGGCCGAUCUGUCUCUGUACCUCACUAACGUCAGUGUGUCCAUAGGACAGAGCAUGGACGUGGAGCAGACUCCGGCUCCAGGCUUUGAGAGUGUGGAGCUGGGGGAGCUGGACAAGAGAGAGGAGCAGCAGAGCGAGAAGGUUCCCCGCAGGAUCAUCCAUUUCUCUAGCGGGGAGACCAUGGAGGAGUACAGCACCGACGAGGAGGAGGAGGAGGAGGGGGACAGGGAGCCGGAGAGGAAAGACCUGCUGUCCUCCCCGGCCGAUGCAGCGAAGUCUAAGUUGACCUGGGGUCCAUACUUCUGGUUUCACAUGUGGAGAGCUGCCACGUCCACCAUCUCAGCCUGUGACUACCUGGGGGAGAGGAUGGCCUCCGCCUUUGGGAUAACAUCAGCCAAAUAUCAGUACGCUAUUGAUGAAUACUACAGGGUGAAGAAGGAGAGGGAGGAAGAGAAAGAGGAAGACCGCCUGUCAGAAGAAGCGGAGCGAUCCUUUGACCAGCUGCCGUCUCAGGAAGAUGAAGACGAGCCAAUCACCGUGACAGACCGGCCAGAGGCGGCCGGCGCUCAGCCUGAUGUGACCUAUCAGAUCGAAAAUGAAAAUCGGGCGUGUUCGAGCACCAUCAGAGUCCCUGCUAUCGUCACCGCAACCUAACUGACCCUAGAAAUGGACGUUUGCGCUCCUAUGUCUGUCUGUCUGUUAAAGAAGGAACACUGUCUUGUUUCACCAAGCACCGUUUGGUUUGUGUACGACACAGCUGUGGAUGGGCAGUGCUGCUGUAUUGUGGUUGUUUGGCAAGGACAGUAGUGGUGGAGUGAGUGUCCUUAUGCAACAGUGUAGCAACUAAGUACCGGCUGGAUAAUGGAGCAAUAUGAUCUUUGAAUUUAUUGAGGUGUGUGUGUGUGUGUGUGUGUGUGUGUGUGUGUGUGUGUGUGUGUGUGUGUGUGUGUGUGUGUGUGUGUUAUAAAAAACAUAUAUUAAGUUCCAAUUUAUCUGCCAAUGCAUAGAUUUGUUCACAUUGUGACAGUUUUCUAUUUUGGUUAGUUGUUACAUUAUUCAGUGAACAGCUGCUGUGGAGUGAAGGUUCCAUGUUGCUCCCCUGUGCCUCCGAUCGACCUUACACUGUGCCUAAAUCAUCAAUACAGCCCAGUCAGAGACAGAUCUGGACAAAGCAUACCUGGAACAUAAUUGGAAAUGACUCCCGGCCAUUUGAAGAUGUCAAAUAGCCGUUUUUCAAAUAGUUGGUGCAUGUACAACAGCUGUUUUGUCCAGAUCUGAUCUACCUGGUGCAUUCCUGAUACACCUGGCUCCACCAAAGAGCUGGCCCUUUUGACUCUCCCUCACAUGUUGAUUUGCCCUCUGUGUUUUUGUAUUAAUGCAUAUUAAGCUUGUAUUGCACUCGAUGUCUGUGUGAAAGCACUGAGCAGAUUUAGCCUUGGUUAGCAAAUCAUCUGUGGACCACCAGACAGACAUGUUGUUAAAAAAGAUAACAAUGAAAGCGGGUCUAGGUGUUCAGUGUUGCUCUCAUCAUCAGCCUUAUCAACUAUGGACAUAAGAAUAGGGGGUGUGCUAUGUAAGCCUUUGGUAAUGGCAGAGAACAUUGUUACACUAAGUCUGUAUAAAUACAUGCAAACUUACAUUUUUAACUGUUUUUAGUAACAUUUUUUAUAUUUAUGUAUUUAUUUUACUACUUAAUUUAAGCAUAUUUUCUAUUGAUUUGGUAAUUGACACUGUCAUGAACUGUUAAUAAAAAUCAUCGUUAUUGUC
Anarrhichthys ocellatus (wolf-eel) is the source of this 1825-nucleotide messenger RNA. Its product is annotated as protein FAM177A1-like. The coding region runs from base 59 to 712 and encodes 217 amino acids. The record is from RefSeq and is a predicted model, not a curated record. The transcript is spliced from 5 exons. NCBI's taxonomy places the organism in Eukaryota, Metazoa, Chordata, Actinopteri, Perciformes, Anarhichadidae.